AGAAAAAGAUAAACCACUUAUAAAGAAUUUGUUUAAAUCACUCCUACUUGACCCCUUUUUUAAAAACCCUAAAUAAAUCUUUUAAACUAAUUCAUUCUCUCCAUUCUCCUCUCCUCAAACCCUAAAAGAAACAGCAAAGGGGCGCUGCUUGCACUUCCCAACAAUGGUGAAAAGGAGCAAAAAGAGCAAGAGCAAGAGGGUUUCACUCAAGCAAAAGUACAAGGUUAUAAGAAAAGUAAAGGAGCAUCACAAGAAGAAAGCUAAGGAAGCGAAGAAGUUGGGAUUGAACCGUAAGAGAAAGGUUGAGAAAGACCCUGGCAUCCCCAGUGAUUGGCCUUUCAAGGAACAAGAGCUCAAGGCUCUCGAGGCUCGUCGAGCUCGGGCACUCGAGGAAUUGGAGCAAAAGAAAGCUGCCCGAAAGGAGAGGGCAAAAAAGAGGAAGAUGGGUUUACUAGCGGAUGAUGACAAGGAACCUAUUGAAGAGGGAAAGGGAAUUAAUGAUUCUAUUGGAACUACUAAACCUCGGGAUAACUCAGAUAGAGCUUUCUACAAGGAGUUGGUUAAAGUCAUUGAAGCAUCAGAUGUCAUUUUGGAAGUCCUAGACGCAAGAGAUCCCCUCGGUACUCGUUGUAUUGAUAUGGAAAAGAUGGUGAUGAAAUCUGGUCCUGAUAAGCACCUGGUGUUGCUUUUAAAUAAAAUUGAUCUUGUUCCUCGAGAAGCUGUUGAAAAGUGGCUCAAAUAUCUUAGGGAAGAGUUACCAGCUGUUGCCUUUAAGUGCAGCACUCAAGAACAGAGAUCAAACUUGGGAUGGAAAUCUUCUUCAAAGGCAGCAAAGCCUAGCAAUCUUCUGCAAACUAGUGAUUGUCUUGGAGCAGAAACUCUCAUUAAAUUGCUGAAAAAUUACUCAAGAAGUCAUGAGAUAAAGAAGUCCAUAACUGUGGGUGUUAUUGGCCUGCCUAAUGUUGGAAAGAGUAGCCUAGUUAACAGCCUGAAAAGAUGCCACGUUGUCAAUGUUGGUGCUACUCCAGGGUUGACAAGAUCAAUGCAAGAGGUUCAAUUGGACAAGAAUGUAAAAUUAUUGGAUUGUCCUGGUGUUGUUAUGCUUCGAUCUGAAGGGAACGAUGCAUCAAUAGCUCUUCGAAACUGCAAAAGAAUUGAGAAGCUGGAUGAUCCAGUUGGCCCAGUGAAAGAUAUUCUCAAGCUUUGUCCUGAAAGACUCUUGGUAACAAUAUACAAGAUCCCUGGCUUUCAAUCAGUUGAUGAAUUCCUUCAGAAUGUUGCAACUGGAAGGGGUAAGCUUAAAAAAGGUGGUAUAGUGGAUGUUGAAGCUGCUGCAAGGAUCAUUUUGCAUGACUGGAAUGAAGGUAAAAUUCCAUAUUACAGCAUGCCUCCUGUUAGAAAUCAAGAAGAACCUUCCGAGGCGAGGAUUGUUACUGAACUUGGGAAAGAAUUCAAUGUUGAUGAGGUUUAUAACACUGAAUCUUCAUUCAUCGGAAGUCUCAAGUCAACCGAUGAUUUCCAUUCUGUUGAAGUUCCUGCUAGCCACCCUCUCAAGUUUGAUGAGGCUAUGCUAGAGGAUAAUGCCCAACCCUUGCAAUCAAUUGAAGGUGAUGAAAAGCAAGAAGAUACCUCUGAUAAUGGUGUUAAUGAUGAGCACAUGGCUUCCGAAGAAGAAGAUGCUGAAAAGGCAAAGUCAAAAUCUGCCUCGAGCAGGCAAAAUGAGAAGCUGUUUGCGGUAGAAGGCAUGCUGAACACAAAGAUGAAAAGAGCUGAGAAUAAGAGAAGGAAAAAAGCCAAAAAUAAAUUAACCCCAGGGGAUGAUGCUAUGGAUGAUGAUGGUGAUAAUGAUUAUGACUUUGGUGUGGAUUAUGUUAGGGAAAAGAGCAAAACUAGUGGAGGACUUCCAAUGUCAGGUGUUGAAAGUUGAUGAGUUAUGAGAACUAAACAUAGAAAAUUUGUGCAGACACUGAAGGUGUUGGAUCCAUGCAGGAUGAGAAAUUUUGUUUAAUCGAUGUAAUUCCUUUCAAUGCUGUCACUUGUUAAAGCGUUAUUUAAUGAAUGCUUACAUACUUUUUAAGAA
This is a messenger RNA of Gossypium arboreum, 2080 nucleotides long. Its product is annotated as guanine nucleotide-binding protein-like NSN1. Gene Ontology annotation, molecular function: GTP binding. The coding region runs from base 164 to 1927 and encodes 587 amino acids. The record is from RefSeq and is a predicted model, not a curated record. The transcript has 9 exons. Gene Ontology annotation, cellular component: nucleolus. Lineage: Eukaryota; Viridiplantae; Streptophyta; Magnoliopsida; Malvales; Malvaceae.